Messenger RNA from Scylla paramamosain (green mud crab), 8792 nucleotides. RefSeq lists its product as uncharacterized. Lineage: Eukaryota; Metazoa; Arthropoda; Malacostraca; Decapoda; Portunidae. The record is from RefSeq and is a predicted model, not a curated record. The transcript is spliced from 2 exons. Bases 7743 to 8777 code for a protein of 344 amino acids.
GACGACAUCUGUUCCAUGUACGCCCACACUGAAGUUGUUCUGUUCUGCUUGGAUUCCUUUUCGCCGCUAGAGGGCCUUGUAAACAAACCAGGGUGUGCAUUCUCCUGAUUUUCUUGGAGUUUUGCGAGGGAUCCAGCGAGCCUGCGCCUACCAUAUCACACAGUCACCUGUAGUAAGACCCUGUCAUCGCAUUUUUGGCAGUUGGGACUUCUGGUGUUUGGACUUUGGCUGUAAAUUGGAGGUUAAAUCACGUCGGCCGGACAGGGAGUUCCCUGCACAGGGAGCUCCUCGUAUGCGCAUGCGCAAUGCUUCCAGUUUGACGUUGUCAUGACGUCAUGCUGCUCACUGCUUGUGUCCUGCGUUCCCCAAGCCCUGUUUAAGUGAGCAAUGGAGUACAACAGCCCUGUCACUCACUCUCUCCUCGAGGACGACCUCGACCUUAGUGAUGAGGGUGAGUGGCCUUCAAUGCCACAAAAGGAUCAGCAGAGCUCGGCAGCAGCCACGAGUGAGGCUGGAGUUGCCCUCCCCGACGACGAAGCUUCAAAUCUUGUCAACCAAACUUCAUCGGCUAAGCGUCUUCUCAACAGUUCGUCUGACAGCAACGAUGCCUCAUCUUUGCCUGCUCCCAAGGCGGCUAAGCAGGGAAUAGCUUCUGUUCCCCGUGACGUCCCUUCUGCCACUUCGUCACUCUCCUCUCCCUCCUCUGAGCCAUGCAUCUCGCCUCUGCCCUCACAGCCCGCGCCAGUUCCUCCAGCCUUUGCUCCACGGGAUGGUUACGUAAAGCUCCUCUUCCAAGGCUCUCCAUCGGUGGAGACCAAGCUACUUUGGCUCUCUGAAGUCAACAAGGGCUUCAGUCUGGAUUGGAGCCUUGCUGAAGUCAAGAUGUCCGCUGUAACGUCUCAGUUCAUCUACAUCUCCAGAAGUCGCACGGACAUUAUUGACAGUGUGACUAAAGGGGAAUAUCUGUCUUUGUUCCUUGAUAUGUAAGACGCGCCUCAAAGGUCUCAAAAAUUGCCUACCUACCUACUGACUCGUUAUCCUGUCUGUGUUGAGCCUUCCUUGGCCAUGGUUUUGUCUGGGGUGUACAAAGCAAAGCGUUUCAUUCAGGAUGAUGAACCCAUCAGUCACAUCGUCAUCACCUGGAGCCUUCCUGAACUCCCGCCGCCUUUUAUUACUUUUGACUUUCUUUCCAGUCUCCCACCAUGCGAAGUACGCAGGGUGAAGGAUGAGCAGCCCUGGUGCUUUAGGUGCUGGGGCCUCGGCCACAUCUCGCGCUACUGUUCCCGUCCUGAGAAGUGCGCCUGGUGCUCUGGCCAGCAUCAUUCCCUCGCCUGCCCUCGCCGGUCCCAGCCUCCCUCUACUGGCCCCGCACCAGUCUCACAGGACUGAAUCAACGGUGCAGGGAUCAGACACACCUACAGCAGAUACCUCGAAGUGGAAAUGCCCUCGCUGCCGUCAGCCAGGUGUCAACGUCUGGCAUGGGUGUUUAAGGCGCCCCGCCACCUCCGCUCCGCCUUCCGCCCCACAGUCUGCUCAGCGCACGUCCGUUCCACCCCAGGCCUCCUCCCCGCCGGUGAUGGACGCUGGUUUGGUGGCUCCUGAGGUUGCCUCACUUAAGGCUGCUGUGGAGUUGAUGACGUCUCAAUGCUCCUUGUAUGCUGCUCGUUUCGAGGCCAUUGAACGCAGAAUGGAGGGAUUUGCCAGCCAGCAGGCUGAAAUAAACACCAAGGUUUCUGCUAUGAUGGACGCGCUCCAAGCACUUACUGUCACCGUCACUACCCUCGCUGGCAGGGUUGACUCCCUCGCCACACACCGAGCGGGUUACUGCUCUACCUCCAGCAUCCUUGUCCUCCUGCAGUGCGCCGCGGAGAGUUGGCCACGCCUCCCAUUCGUCUUCCUCUGGUCGUGCCAAGCUAAAGAGUAAUAAUAGAUAGCCAGCCACAGCUUCACGUCCUCUCCUGGAAUGCCUGUGGCCUCACUCAUUGCCUUAAGCAAUCUGCCCUCAAGAGUUAUGUGCAGCAGCAUCAUUCUGAUAUUAUUUUAAUUCAAGAGGCUUUUGUUGGCCAUCCUGUGGCACAAAGGGGUGCGCCGCCGUCGCUUCGUGCCUACAUUCCCUACGUUCAUCAUGCUCAGAACGGUCUCAUCACCUACGUUCACCCUGCUGUACGGCACAGGCUGCUCCGGUGCUCUACACAUGAUGACACGAUCUUUCAACUGCUUGAGGUGGCAGCAGGCACUGGUACGAUUUGGCUGUGCAAUGUCUAUGUGGCUCCAGGCCAGAUAGACACUGCUGUUCUCCCCACUCCAAGUGUUCAAGGCACCAUUUACAUGGGCGACUUUAACGCCCGGCAUCCUGCUCUGGGUGACAUCUCUCCGACACCAAAUCGCAACGGGACACGCCUAGAGGAAUGGCUGCAUCAUUACCGGCUAACACGAUGGGAUACUGGCGGUGCCACGCACUCAAGAGGAGGCACUCUUGACCACAUCUUGACUCAGGGCCCGGUGACAUCCAAUGUCACGUGCUCCUCUGUGCCCACACUGUUUUCUGACCAUCUUGCCCUCGCCCUCCAUUACUCUCUCCCAGCCGCCCCUCCCCACCUCCACCGUCGCAUCCGCAUUACCAUUCCUCCUAAGUACUGCCCAACGUAUGUCUCCUACAUGUCAUCCGCCGUUCCUACGUUUCCUAUGACCUCUCCUGAAGACUUGUACUCCUCCAUUGUCACCUCAACACACUCCUUUUAUGACCACUAUGUUCGCAAGCUGCAUGUCAAGCGUCGUCCGCGAGCUCAAGCCUGGACACUGGAUCACCGCAUUACCAUGGCAGAGAGAAAGGCGAGGGAGGAUGGCCUUUCCUUCCAAACUCACCCCUCCCCGGAGAAUCUGCGGAGGUAUCAGUUGUCCAGGAACAAAUCGAAUCGAAUCGAAUCGUUUAUAGGAAAGAGGGGUGAAGGAAGAGUAGUAUAUGUAUAAGAAUAAAAGCUAGAAAUAAUGAAGGACGUAAAUGAAGAUAAAAGAUGGUGGGCUAACCACCUUGCUAUUUUUUUUUAUUUGUUGUUAUAUCAUUUGCGUACUCGUCGCAUCUUCAUCUUAUAAUUUCUUGUUUUUAGUAUUAAUUAUGCCUCAUAAUUAUUCACAUAAUGAAUUUCUGUUAUGUGUUUGUGAAGGGUAUUGGUGUUCUGUGUGUUUGCUCCAUGUUAUGGCACGGGCCGAGUCUGGACUCCCUGUUACACCAUAGAAGAGUCUAGCAUUGACUCUACCCCUACUCCCUCGCUAACACCACGCAACUCUUACCCCCUCAAGAUUGGUCCCUGGAUGACAGCGACUCAGGAUGAGGUACAACCCUCUCCCUCAACUCCGCUAGCUGGAGGCCAGCAAGCUCUACCAAUGGCCAGUACCCCUCGGCGGCGAACUACUAAGUGGAGUGACCACGAAGCCUGUCACACCGGCUCACCGCCGACUCAGGGCACGGAGUGGGGAGAGAGGAUUCCAGCUGCGUUUCCCGUGUGAAGCGAGUGUGCUUGCUUGUUAUGUAUUGUAUUGUAGUAACAUAAUGUUCUUUUCCUUUCAGAUGUCCUGUGUAUGGUGUGUUUGGUGUUCUGCCAUCUUCAGGAGUAUGGUAAGUGAAGGUAAGUGAUUCCAUGUAAGUUUGUUUACUGUCUGUUGGGUUGCUAGUAGUUUGGGGUGGGUGUAGUGCUGCAUGCUUGUAGACUGCUUGGGAAGUCUCGGUGGUAUUUAUUUAUAUGUUCAAUGUUGUCUUUGAGGUUUUGGAAGACUGGUAUGUCCAGCACAUCAAUCCUUUCCCAUAUUGCCUUUGCUCUGUUGUGUAUUCUUAUGUUUAGAGGUGUUGUUCUGGUGUGUAUGUGUAUUUGUUCUGUUGUCAUAGUGUAUGGGUAUUUUUGAUUGGUGGCAAAUCUUAAGGCUUUAUUUUGUAUUUUCUGAAGUUUGCUUAUUUGGUUUUUACUCAUAGUGCGUAUUGGGAUAGGUGGAUAAUCAAGAAUGGGAAGGAUUAGUGUUUUAACUAGGUGUAUUUUAAUGUUUUCUGGCAUAUUGUAUAGCUUGUAUAAUUUAUUUAGUGCUGAGUCUGCUAUGUUUUUACGUUGCUGAAUGUGCUUGUAAUAACGAGAGGUGGUUAUGGUUAAUCCUAAGCAUUUGCCCUUAUUUUUUUAUUCUAUUUCUUCCUCAUUAAUGUUAAGUGGAAAAGUUCGUUUGGCUGCAAGAUGGAGAGGUGUGAAUUUAUUAACGUUGGUUUUGAUUUUCCGGGUUUUUUCAUAGUCAUUAACUGCCUUUAUUGCUUGCUCAGUUUUUAUGUUUAGCAUGUUCUUAGAUCUCCCUGGGUAGCCAAUGAUUUGUGUUAUAUCGUCUGCGAAACUGAUGUUGAGGUUUUGUUGAGGGUGUUGUAUAUCAUUGGUGUAAAUUGUGAAGAGUGUUGGUGACAGGACACUUCCUUGUGGUACUCCGCAUUUCAGGUUAAAUCUUGGUCCUGUAUGGUUAUUUAUUUUAAUGGAUGCUGUGCGGUCUGUUAGGAAAUCACAUAAAAAUUUUUCGAUAGUUAUUGGUAGGUACAACUGAAGUAAUUUGUGUUUUAAUCCAUGAUACCAAACCUGGUCAAAAGCUUUUGAUAUGCCUCUUAAUAUUAGUUGACACUGGCCUUUAUCUGAUUUGUAUUGCGCUGUUUGCUCAGUGAUGAUUGCUAAUGCAUGUGUGGUGCCCCUGUUAUUACGAAAUCCAAACUGGUUGGUGUUGUAUAAAUUUUUGGUCUCAAGGUGAGUUUUCAGUCUGGUAUUGAUUAUUCUUUCUAAUAUUUUGCCUGGUACUUCUAGUAGCGAAAUUAGUCUGUAGUUUUGAGGUUGUUGUGGGGAUUUGUCGGGUUUAGGUAUGAGUCUGAUAAUGGCAUUUUUCCAUCUAUCUGGGAAAUAUCCUGCAGAGAUGGCACUGUUGUAUAUGUCUGUGAGUCUUAAUAUUGCUGAGUCUGGUAGGUGUGAUAGGAUGGUUUUGUUUAUCCCGCUUUCACCCUGUCUGGUACUCUUAAGACUUUGAAUUAUGUUUCUAACUUCUUCGGUGGUUACAUGAUUUCUUCGGUGGCUACCAUCAUGCCUUUGGGGUGUGUGCUGAGUCUGGUUGUGUCAGAAUUAUUAUAGGGGAUUGUUCUUUGUAUAUUAUCUCGGAUGUUUUGUAGUACUACUUCAUUAAUGUUGUUAUCUUCGUCAUCAAGCUAUCCAUUAAAUAUUUCUCUCCAAUAUUCCCUGUGUACUCUUUCCUUAUCCCUGUUUGUGUAAACUUUGAUGUUGUUUUUGCUUAAUAUGUAGUGAGGUUCUUUUUCUUUAUUACCGGUCAAUAGUUUUAUUUUUUUCCAAAAUAUUGUAGGGUCUUUGUAGGUACUGGAGACUUUAUUAAUGAGUGUGUGCCAGUGUUCUCUGUUUUCAUUUAUGAGUGCUUCGUUUAGAAGUGUCUGUAUUUGUUUUUAAUAUCUGUAAUUGUUAAAAUUCCAUCCAUGAACACUUGAAUAUGUUUGCAAUUCAGUGAAAAGUGUUUUGAGAAGUUUUGUUGUGUCAUUAUGUUUGGGUGAGGGUAGACAUUUAUAUAGUGAAGUGGGGAUUGAUUGCUGUGUUGCGUACUCUAUUCCUUGAUGCCAGUUGUCAGUUGCAGUGUGUAUUGUUUCAAGUGUUUCAUUGUCUAGUGUGUUACUAUGUAGUGUGUUGGUGACGUGUAUUUUGAAUGUUUCCCAGUUUGCUUUACUGUAAUUUGGUCUGGUAGGUGAUGGCAUUAAUAUAGGUGCGGUAGAUAUCGUAAAUAUAAUUGGUAUGUGGUCGCUGGUGGUGAGGGGUCCUGAUAUUGUAUGUGUGUUGUGGUAUGUUCUGUGGUUUGUUAAUAUUAUGUCAGGUGUUGUACCUCUUCUGUGUGUGUAAUAUGUAGGGAAUUCUGGCCUUAUGUGUUGUAUUAGCCUGUUUUGUAUGAGUGUGUUUUGCUGUCUUCCUUUCGUGUCGCUGUGAGUGUAACCUAAAGUGGGGUGGUUUGCAUUGAGAUCGGCUAGCAUGUAGACUGGGCUGUUGCGUCUAAAUAGUUUGGUGAAGUCGGGAAUUGGUAUAAAGCUUCUUGAAGGGGGUUGAUAUAGUGUGGAAAUAAUAAUUUUGCCAGUUGUGGUCAUGACUUCUAUUGCAAUUAAAUCAGAUAAAAAAAACAUCAAGAAGUUUAUAUUGUAUAUUCUUUUUAAUUGCUAUUGCUGUGCCAUCGGAAGUGUUAUUAAGGUGUGUGUAGGUUGUAUCCUGGGAUUUUAAUUGCUGUGUUUUCGUGUGUGCAGUGACUGUUUAUAAGUAUUACAUCAGGGUCAAUGGUUCUGUAUGUGUUAGAUAGUGAAAUCCUCCUAUUAAACCAGUGUAGUAUGCUGUGUUGUAUUAUUUUUGUUACGAAGGGCCAUGUUGUUAGUAUGUGCGUGUAUAUAUGUAUGUAUUUUUCAUUAUUUCAAUCAGACUUGUGUUAGCCUUCGGUAGCCUUGUCUCAAGCGUAUAACUUGUUUCCUUGAAUCUUUUCCCAAUAGACGAUAAAAAAAAAUGUGGCAACAAGCAAAGCUGUGACGUCAUCACCCCAGCUCCCGGCCGCUAUAUAAGCCGCCCCCCCCCCCGCCCAGAGGAACCUCACAUCGUCUCAAGCUCUCGUACAGACCACUCCUCCUGUGCGCAGUGCUCGCCAUGGAGGAUUGUCCAGACUGCAAAAACGUGCCUUACCAACAUCCUUGCGUAAAGCACGCCCCUUGCGUCACCGUCCCACACAAAGGUUUUCCGGGAGGUGUCAAAUGGAACCCUGCCACCUGCCUGCACUGCUCUUCCUGGGCGGACAUCUUUCGCAAGGACAACUCCAAAGGAGAGGAACUGUGUGCUGUCCUAAAACUGGUACAAAGACACCGUAUAAAAUCGCAUAUCCAGGAAGAUGCUGUGCUAGACCUCUUCCAGACUCAAGCUCUGCGGGACGAGUUUGGCACUCUCCUCCCUCGACUCCAGUCACGAACACAGAGCGUUUCCCGAACUCCCUCACGGGGGCACAGACGAACACGUUCCCCUCCCCCAAAACCACAGAGCUCCAAAACUGACAUCUCAGCUAUCUUCUCCUCCUCUGAUGAAGCUAAGCUGCGGUCCCCUAAGAAGAAGAGUAAGAAACGCUCUAGGAUGAGUUCUUCCUCCUCCUCUGGCGAGGCUGAGUUACAGUCCUCCAAGAAGGGUAAGAAACAAAUGAGGACGAACUCCACUUCCUCCUCCUCUACUUCUUCUCGCGUCUCCUCGCCCUGGCAAACCAAGUCUUCCAGACACAAGCCCUCGUAGAAGCGCAGAAGGUCCUCUUCACCCCCAGAAAGGAAAUCACGGAAGCAACGACACCGGCGCUCACCACCCUACCCUCCUCCAGGGCACAGAGCCCCCCCUUAUUUUCCUGAAGUUGGUGGACCUUCUGACCACUACGACCCUCAUACUCCCUACUUUUACCACGCCCCUGACGGACGUGUUUACCAUCAAGCUUACCCUCCCAUUUCCCAAGGGGUUUUCCUUCACAAUCCCCACUACGAUUACUCCCGUUAUGAGGACGACGUCCCGGAAGCAGAAUUCUCUGAAGCGGAGGAAAACCCCGCGGUAGAAACGGUAGCCAUUUCAGAGGAUGGUCAUUUCUCUCCCAAUUACACUCUGGACCGAUCCACUUCCGUCACUCCCGUCCUUCCUCCCGAGGGUACGGUUGCAGCCCAAGCGAAAACAGCCGCCAUGGAGGACUUCAACAGCCCCGCCUCCUCUCCGGAGGACCAACUUUCCAAGGUUUUCUAUCCCCCUGAUGGAGCCUCUGCCAUUUUUGAGGGUGCGACUAACCAAGUCAUCUUUCAUUACAAGUACAAAUCCUAUGGCAAGUUUGAGAUCGUCAAGAGUGAUCCCCUCAGCUUCAGAGUAGUUUACAAAAACCUCCUACAGUACACAGCUCCAUUCCUAGUGGACUGCUACGAUAAUCCGUCCUCCCGUCCAGCCUCAUCCCAAUCCUCGGGAGACCUCCAGGCCAGGCUUACCAUGUUCAACACCUCCCUAAUGGACAAGCUCGGAUUUUCAGCGACCAUGCACCCGCUCACCAUCCACCUCCAUAAGCAGUCCUCCCUCCACGGGGACCUCCUCAAGGCUCUUAACAAACACCGCCUAGCACGAACGGCCCAAAAAGACCUUCUCAAAUUGGUCAAAGGUGUUCCCUCCGCGGGCAUCCUGAAGCAUCUCGCAGCUUCCAAAGACCGGCCACUCACACCCAAGGUGCAACGGUUCCUCACCAUCACUGCAGCGGACGCUGCUGACUCCGUUGUUACCUUUCUAAACCUUCCCACAGCGGCAAGCUUCAAUCACAUUACGGAUCUUCCAACGGCUUACGCCUAUCUCACGCUCCCCCAGCACCAUAUGCUCGCUCUCUUUCAUUCUCUGAAGGAGGAACUUUUGUUCCUGAUUGGCACUUACAGUUUCAUUGCCGCGACUGACGAAUCGCUCAAAUCCAAAAGGAAUGCCAUACAUACCAAGCUUCCUUCCCACUGGCUGACCCACAACCUCCGGUGGUCAGCAUAUGGCUACAAGUCGUUUGCUAAGAUGGCCAUUCCCGUCGCAGAGAAACUUGGAGCCGUCACCCUUCUGCUCCGAAUGGACUCGCUUUCUUACCAGCGUGCACCCCAUCUCAGCGAACUUCUUGUCUACAACGAUGAUAUUGUUGGGCCAGCGAUCCUCCCUCUUGCAGGCAGAGGCUCUUUGAUGCUGCUAUCCAGGACCACGUUCUGAAGGUGGUUCCCUCCU